Molecule: messenger RNA, 842 nt
Organism: Drosophila mojavensis
Lineage: Eukaryota; Metazoa; Arthropoda; Insecta; Diptera; Drosophilidae
Exons: 2
Coding region: 236-682 (148 amino acids)
Source: RefSeq, a predicted model, not a curated record
GCGAGGUGGAAAAUGGGAUUACGGGAAUUGUGUCAGUUUCAUUUGGUAAUAGUCACUCAAAUUGUAUGGAAAAUAUCUCGGAAUAAAUAUCAAGGCAUCACUGUAGCUGGGUCCUGAGCUCCGUGCUACUUUGGCCAGCAACAGGAAGUACACAAAAUUACAUGUUACCAUAGCACCCAUAGGUCCCAUAGGUUCCAUAGUUACCUAUCCCAAGCUCUCAAAUUUCCGUUGCAAUAUGACACAGUUUUGGCAGAUGACCAAGAACAUGAUGGGCUGGUGGUUGGCCGAGGAGGAGGACUGCAACUGUGACUACCACGACGACGAUGAGACCGAGGUGCAGGAGUCCUCGGGCGUAGGCACCAUCAUACUUAUAUACAUGGCACUGGUAGGAAUCUUCAUUGGAGGCAACAUCAUUCUCAGGCAGCUGACGCAGAGCUCACCGACGUUGAUCGGCCGAAAGAUGCGUAAGGAACAGCAGCAGCGGCGUCGCAGCAGGCAUUCAGCGAAUGAGGUCAACAGAAGACCGCGAAGGAGGCUCGUGUUGGACAACUGGCACGAUGCAGUGGAGCCGACUGCCGAGGAGGAGGUCCAGUUGCUGCAACUUAAAGACAAGGAUCUCUACUUCGAGCUGCCCGACGACAACAUCGACGACGAUCACUUUGUGGAAGCCAGGGAUAACUGAAGUCCAGCCUGGACGCUGUUAUGCCAAUACCCAAAUGUCCAUCAACAGCUGAGGCUCCCAUUCCAAUUCCGAUUCACUAAUCGUUUCCGAGCUCUGUUAUUCCCCCACUUUUCACAUCCCAAAUUUUAAAUAAAGGACACCAUAUACACCAAUUCGCAAA